This is a messenger RNA of Chinchilla lanigera (long-tailed chinchilla), 645 nucleotides long. Its product is annotated as olfactory receptor 10AG1-like. Gene Ontology annotation, cellular component: membrane. The record is from RefSeq and is a predicted model, not a curated record. Bases 1 to 645 code for a protein of 214 amino acids. Gene Ontology annotation, biological process: G protein-coupled receptor signaling pathway. NCBI's taxonomy places the organism in Eukaryota, Metazoa, Chordata, Mammalia, Rodentia, Chinchillidae. The transcript is spliced from 3 exons. Gene Ontology annotation, molecular function: olfactory receptor activity; G protein-coupled receptor activity.
AUGUACGAAGACUUCCUGAAAGUUUUCUUAGAAAUCUACUAUAUGUCUGACACACUCCCUAAGAUGUUUGCAGACCUAUGGAUACUGAAAGGAAGUAUUUCUUUGAUUGCCUGUGCUACUCAAAUGUGCUUCUUUUUUGUGCUUGGAGGGACCAAGUGCCUCCUCCUGUCAGUGGUGGGCUAUGACCGCUACGUGGCCAUCCGUAACCCUCUGCACUAUCUCCUAAUCAUGAGGCACAAGGUCUGUAUGAAGCUGGUGGCCACAUCCUGGCUCACUGGAAUUGCAGCCCGUGUAGGACAGACAUUUCUGAUUUUCCCUCUACCAUUUUUUGGAUCUAACCAAAUCAGUCAGUUCUGUGACAUCCCACCAAUACUCAAGCUAUCCAGUGGAGGAACUUUCAUAAAUGAGAUGAUGGUCUUUACAGUUGCAAUGGGGUUCAUCACAGUUCCUUUUCUGGUCACCAACACUGAUAAACUUCUGUGUCUUUUCUACACUAUUCUCACCCCAGUGCUUAACCCUCUGAUCUGUACUCUGAGGAAUAAAGAUGUCACAAUGGCCUCGAGGAAACUCUUCGCUAAUAUUUAUGCAUUUGCUGAGGAUUUAAAAUUGCUUUCUGGUUUCUUAUUUAACCUUGCAAUUGUAUAA